AGGCCAAGCAAGUUUUAUUUUUCUUAUUUUCUUUCUUCAAAAGGCUUAAUAUUCGUUUUGCUCGCAACAAUCCAAUAAGUUCUCCGAUCGAAAAAAAAAAAAAACAUUAGACAUUUCAUCUUCGAAAAUAAAAUAAAUAAAAAUGCGAACAGUAAGUACCUUUACUACUGCUUCUCCAUCAAUCUCCCCAUCGGCGAACGUUCAGAAAUCGCCAUGGCAUUCACCGGCGCCGUAUCUCUUCGCCGGCGUAGCAUCUAUGUUAGUAUUAAUAACUUUUGCUUUAGUAAUCUUAGCUUGUUCUUACUGGAGACGAUCCGGCUAUCCGAGAGAAAACGGCGAUGCAGAAUCCGGCGCCGGCGAGAAAUCAGCCGGUAAUGUUUUCAAGGCGUCGCCGGUUUUUGAGGAGAAAAUUGUAGUGAUAAUGGCUGGAGAUUUGAAUCCAACUUUUUUGGCUACGCCUAUUUCAAGCAGAGGUAAUUCGUUUGGUGCUGGUGAUAAAAUUGAGAAGAAAUUGGAAAAGGAAACUGAAGAAUUUGAUGAUGAGAAGUCGAAAGAUGAAGUAAUUGCAAUGGAAGUUAUGGAUCAAGCUCAUGAAGAAUCUCAAAUCGGCCAUUGAUAAAGUCACUGAGCUUUGAAAAAAAAAAAGCAGAGCAAUUUUCUCCAAUUUUUUUUUUGGAAUUCUUCCAUUUUGGUUUAAUUUUUCAAUUUUGAGAUUCGGGAAAUUGUACUCAAUUUUGGUUGAGAUAACAAAGAGUUAGAAAAAAAUUCAUUUUCGAGUAA
Molecule: messenger RNA, 780 nt
Organism: Solanum stenotomum
Lineage: Eukaryota; Viridiplantae; Streptophyta; Magnoliopsida; Solanales; Solanaceae
Product: protein GLUTAMINE DUMPER 2-like
Exons: 1
Coding region: 143-616 (157 amino acids)
Biological process (GO): regulation of amino acid export
Source: RefSeq, a predicted model, not a curated record